AUGGCCACCACUCGUCUCGAGUUCUCCUCCGAAAAUCCUCUUGGUUCUUCUUGUCCAGGCUAUGUGAGUAAGCCUUUAUCAGGAACACCAACCCCAAUGGGAGUCGUUGUUCUUCAAGAAUGGUGGGGAGUGAAUGAGCAAAUUAAAAACAAAGGUAUUAAAAUUGCCAAUGAUCUUAAUGCAACCACCAUCGUUCCUGAUUUGUAUAGAGGAAAGGUUGCUAUUGAUCGGGAACAAGCUGGACAUUUGAUGCAUGGUUUGGAUUGGCCUGGUGCUAUUCAAGAUAUUUUGGGAGCAGCCAAAUAUUUGAGAAAUGAAAUGGGAUGUAAGAAGGUUGGAGUCACUGGAUUUUGUAUGGGAGGUGCCUUGACAUUGGCUGUAGCAAGUACACAAGAUGGAAGUGAAUCGUCACUCAUCAAUGCUGCAUCCUGUUUUUAUGGAAUUCCACAAAUGGAUGUUUCGAAAAUUAAAAUCCCAGUCAUUGCUCACUUUGGUGAGUUGGAUGAUGCUGUUGGAUUUUCUGACAUUGAAUCUGCCAAGAAAUUGCAAAAGAGUUGGUCUGAAAAUGGUGUCAAUGGCACUGUGUAUUUGUAUCCUGGAGUUGGUCAUGCUUUCACCAACGACAAACGACCAGAAGCAUACAAUGAAGAGGCUUGCUCAUUGGCCAUGCAAAGAACUUUUGACUUUUUCAGACAACAUUUACUUUAA
Messenger RNA from Naegleria fowleri, 708 nucleotides. RefSeq lists its product as uncharacterized. The transcript is spliced from 2 exons. The record is from RefSeq and is a predicted model, not a curated record. Bases 1 to 708 code for a protein of 235 amino acids. Gene Ontology annotation, molecular function: hydrolase activity. NCBI's taxonomy places the organism in Eukaryota, Heterolobosea, Eutetramitea, Acrasida, Naegleriidae.